GUAUUUAAGAGUCCCCAUUUUCUUAAAAACAUAUCAAAACAGAAUUCAAGCUCAAGUUUUUAAUUUUUAAUUAGACUUCAGCCUAUAUUCAGAUGCUUAAGAUCCCAGAACAUCAAGUAGCUGGACACCAUGCUGGUAACGAAACUCGUGGUCCCCUAGUCGACGAUUCGGGUCAUUUUUACAAGCCUCUCCAAAGUGAUGAACGCGGACCCGCCGAAGUAAGUUUCUAUGAAAAAUUAUCUUGCAACAAACAUAUCCCAAAUCAUAUCCGUAAAUUUUUCCCUAUUUACUAUGGCACAAAAAUCAUGAAUGCAUCUGACGGGUCCGAGCAACCUCAUAUCGUGUUACAAGAUCUUGCUUCGUCUCUACAAAAUCCUACAAUUAUGGAUAUCAAAAUCGGGUCUAGAACAUGGGUCCCAGAAGCUUCAAAUGAACACAUUGCAAAAUGCUUGAAAAGAGACCUCGAAACCACAAGUGCUCAAUUAGGAUUUAGGAUAUCGGGCUUGCAAGUCUACAUUAACAAAGAGGCCGGUUUUUAUAAACCAUCUAGAGAUCUUAUUCUUAAGAGCAACGUAGACGAUGUUAGGGUGAAUUUUAGGAGAUAUGUGUCUUCUAACCUAUCUUCAGGCCCAGGUUUAGGCCCGGAUCGUGCAUUGGCAUCGGAUGUUUAUGGUGGGCCAAAUGGAAUAUUGGCCCAGUUGGUGGAGCUAAAGACAUGGUUUGAGGAUCAAACUAUUUACCACUUUUGUGCUUGUUCACUUUUAGUCAUGUUUGAAAAGAGGAUGGAUUUAGAAAGAAUGAGUUCAAAUGCACAAGUUAAGCUUAUCGAUUUUGCACAUGUGACAGAGGGUAAAGGUGUCAUUGAUCAUAAUUUUUUGGGUGGAUUAUGUUCGGUGAUUAAGUUUAUAUCAAAAGUACUUGAAGAUAUUGAAGGUAACAAAGAGCAAUAAGAUGAAGAUGACCAAUAUAUAGAGUUGCCAAUUUUGGAUGAAAUCAAAUGAAAGAGUCCAUUCUUAUGUUAUUUUCGUAUCUCUCUUACAAGAAAAUGGUAUAAGUAAUUUUGAAAGUUAUGUUAUCAUGUAUCGAAUAUAGAAUAUUUGAUAAAUACUUUAUUACUAUA
This is a messenger RNA of Erigeron canadensis, 1120 nucleotides long. RefSeq names its product inositol polyphosphate multikinase beta-like. Gene Ontology annotation, biological process: inositol phosphate biosynthetic process. The transcript has 2 exons. NCBI's taxonomy places the organism in Eukaryota, Viridiplantae, Streptophyta, Magnoliopsida, Asterales, Asteraceae. The record is from RefSeq and is a predicted model, not a curated record. Gene Ontology annotation, cellular component: nucleus; cytoplasm. Gene Ontology annotation, molecular function: inositol-1,4,5-trisphosphate 3-kinase activity; inositol tetrakisphosphate kinase activity. Bases 93 to 950 code for a protein of 285 amino acids.